Molecule: messenger RNA, 714 nt
Organism: Eruca vesicaria subsp. sativa (arugula)
Lineage: Eukaryota; Viridiplantae; Streptophyta; Magnoliopsida; Brassicales; Brassicaceae
Source: the annotation of a GenBank genome assembly
AUGGAUGGUCAGUGGCCGGUGAAGAACAUUGGACCGGUGGUUCCAUCCAAGUUCUUGGAUAACCGGUUGCCGGAAGACAAAGAUUAUGAACUCGGGGAUAGCAAAACCGAGCCAGACGAGUCUAUUUUGAGGUGGCUGGAGAAUAAACCAGCCAAGUCAGUAGUUUACGUGGCGUUUGGGACAUUGGUGGCUUUGAGUGACAAGCAGAUGAAGGAAACCGCAAUGGCCAUUAAACAAACCGGGUACAAUUUCUUGUGGUCGGUUCGAGAUUCAGAGAGAAGCAAGUUACCCUCAGGCUUUGUGGAAGAAGCUGUGGAGAAAGACACUGGAUUGGUGGCUAAGUGGGUCCCUCAGCUAGAUGUUUUAGCACAUGACUCAAUAGGUUGUUUUGUGACACACUGUGGAUGGAACUCGACGUUAGAGGCAUUAUGCUUAGGGGUUCCAUUGGUUGGGAUGCCUCAGUGGACUGAUCAGCCUACUAACGCUAAGUUUAUAGAGGAUGUGUGGAAGAUUGGGGUUAGAGUGAAGACUGAUGAAGAAGGGUUUGUGAGUAAGGAGGAGAUCGCAAGAUGUGUUGUUGAGGUUAUGGAAGGAGAGAAAGGGAAAGUGAUGAGGAAGAAUGUUGAGAAUUUAAAGGUGUUGGCACGUGAGGCUAUCUCAGAAGGAGGUAGUUCCGACAAGAGCAUUGAUGAGUUUGUUGCUAUGAUGACUUGA